Messenger RNA from Hemisphaericaspora subhashii, 894 nucleotides. RefSeq names its product GTPase-activating protein (gene RGS2). Lineage: Eukaryota; Fungi; Ascomycota; Pichiomycetes; Serinales; Debaryomycetaceae. The coding region runs from base 1 to 894 and encodes 297 amino acids. The transcript has a single exon. The record is from RefSeq and is a predicted model, not a curated record.
AUGAUGACUUCAGCAAGUUCAAUAACGACUGAGGUGUCAGCAUCUACAAUACCUGAUUACUUCAAUUAUACAAUUAGACCCUAUGCAACAACCAAUACAACCACAACUACCACACCUGCAGCAGAACUACCAGCAACUCAAUUUGAACCACCUACAUUAGAUGAAUUAUUAGAUAGUAAUACACCACAAGAUUCUCAUUAUAAUUUACUGAAUUUUAUAACUUAUUUAACUAGUAUUCAUUGUCAAGAGAAUUUAGAAUUCAUUUUAGAUAUUAAUACUUAUUUAUUAUUACAUCCACCAACUUUAGUACAUUGGCAACGAUUAUAUUAUAAAUAUAUUGCUGUAGAUUCACCAUUUGAAAUCAAUUUACCAUGUUGUUAUCGAGCAUCAUUGUGUCCAUUAACUAAACCUGAUUUUACUUUGUUGAUUAAAUGCAAGAGAAGUAUUUAUGAUGAUAUUUUAAUUAAUUUAUAUCAUGAAUUUAUAAAAUAUGUUAAAGGAUGUGAAUUUCAAGAUUGUAAAUUAAAUUAUUCACCUCAAUUAUCACCUUCUCAAUCAAUAUAUCAUUCAUCAUCAUCAUGUUGUACUAAUGGAUCUAAGAUGAUUAACAACAAGAAAAAGAAUAAGAAGCAUGUAGCCAAAGAUGGCUAUGAUUAUUAUACUAUUCCUUCAAGUGAUUCAAGCAAUAGCACGACAGAAGAUUUGCCUACAUGUCCUCGUACUGCUAAUACUUCAACUACUACUUCAAGUACUUCACAUUGUAAGAGUAAUUCUUCUAAUAAUUCUAGAGGUAUUGCUCUUGGUUCUUCAAUUAUUGAUUCAAUUAAAUCAGUUGAUUAUAAAAUUAAAAUCAAGAAGUUUAAAUUUAGAAGAUCAAGUAGUGAUCAUAUUUAA